UUCCUUUGCGUCGAGACCGCAACACUACUGCAGUCCCUGAGACACGGUGGACACGCGACGAGUCUAGUAUACAUUUCCGGCAACGGUGACCGAGGCAUAAUUUAGCAUAUCUAAUGAAACAUUGAACGCGUAGUAAUUAAAAAAUGGGUAACCCAUCAGAUCACGUCGAAACUCCACUUACCGGUGGAUAUCUGCUGAUUGUAUUAGCCGAACCCAGGAGUGCUGAACACAAAUUAGCUAUAUUGAAAAAACUCACAAAAGGGCUUUCGUGUUGGAAUUAUGAAGAGAGUGGUGUUGAAAUAGUUACUGAACUCAAUGCUAUUGUUAAUCAAAAUAUCGAAGGCGAAGAAGGCAAAAACGGUGAACAACUUUUUCAAUAUGUAAGUGAUAAUUUAGUGGCAGAAAUUCUUAUUAACCCUCAACAUAGUACAUUAGUACAAUGCGUAAGAAACUUAUUGGCAAGUUUUACUAAGUAUAGAUGCAUCAUUCAUGCAGGAUAUUCGUUUACAGAAAAUGGAUCAUGGAUCCUUCAGGAUGGUUCGUUUUCUGUCACCGACUUCUUAGAUGCAUAUAAAACGGCUGAAGCUCAGCGCACAAUUAGGCUUCAUGAAAACAAUAUUCGUAUUGAUCUUCAUUGUUCUGCAGACGCUGAUUGGAAUCAAGUUAGUCGAGUUAAGGGCACGCGUUUUUUAUUAAAUCCGCCAGAAAAAAUAGUUGACAAUGAAUCAAUUGAAUCAACCGUAAGAUGGCUUUGUGAUAAAAUUGAAGUAGUUGAACUUGAUACACUACUGGAAGGGUCACAAGUUGUUGGAAAUAUCAGAUUUAGUAGACCUACGCUUUAUGUGUUUCCUGCUGGUCAAGGUGAUUCCGCUCUAUUUGGCAUCAAUGGAUUCAACAUGUUAAUCGAUGGAGGAGCGGGAAGAAAUUCUUGUUUUUGGGGUUUCGCAAGACAUUUAGAUCGGUUAGAUGCAGUACUAUUAACAAGACUCAACAGUAGUAAUUUAGAGGGAGUUGCAUCAUUUCUAAAACGAAAAACUAUGUCCUCAUUGUAUCCACAAAUAGGACAUUUUUUCUGUAACUUCAAGACAAGAAAACAAAUAUCAUCUCCAAACAUAGAUGAUAAACAAGAUGUUCUAUCAAUUAGUUUAAUAGAUACAGCACAAAGCAUAAUAACUGAUCUUAAACAAUUGCAACUUCGUCCGCAUUUAUGUUAUCGAAAUAUAAAUUUAGAGCCAAUCAAUUUAUAUCAUAAAGUUGGUCAUGGAAAAUUAGAUAUGUAUGUAUUAAAUCCUUCUAAAGAUAGUAAAGAGGUAAAAGACUUUUUGACAAAAUGGAAUGAAGGUGAUCAAAAAUUAUUCAAUCCUACAAAAGAUUUACAGUUUCCAUUGCCUAACGUUAUAUCUGUUUGUACACUGUUAGUAUGGCAACCAGCAAAUCCAAACACUACAAUCACUAGAAUUUUGUUUCCAGGAAGUAGUCCUCAAAAUAAGAUAUUUGAAUCUUUAGAAAGAGUCAGGCAUCUUGAAUUUUUAAAGCAUCCAUCAUGUUCUCUUAAAUCAAUGAGCUCAGCUACAUCAGUAACAGUCAAAUCUCAAACAACUAAGAAGACAGUUCUUGAAAAAAUGAUUCCAGGUGAAACUAAAACCAUUAAGACAACGGAAAAUUUAGAAGUAUCAACAUCAGCCUCAAAUUCUGUUAUACAAACAGCUAUAAUACCAACAGUACCCAAAGAAGGAACUCCAAGACCAAAGUUUCCUGUUGAGGCAGAAAAACCAAAACCAAAUGUGAAGACAGUUAUAAAAGAAACAACAAACACGAAAUCAAAAGUUGAACAUAAAUAUAGUUCAAUUAGCGCAAAAGUAAAUUCAAACAAGGUUGUUCAAAAAAGUACAACUACUAGAAAAACAUUAAAAUUAUCAUCUAAAUCUCCUCCUACUGAUAAAUCAUCCCCCACUACUCCAAUUGAAAAUCAAGAUAAAGCUCCUAAGACAGUUAAACAAGUUAUUAAACCAAAAUCAACAACUAAUACAACAAAAUCUCCUUUAAGCACUCCUACUAAAAGUAAAAAAGAGGAAGCAAAUCGUAAAGUUUUGGUUUCUUCAAGAACGAAUUCUGGUUUAAAACGAACUCCAAUAACUAAAAAAGAAACGAAACCAGCCAAUCCAAUAAGUACCGAAAUUGGAGGAGUUUCUUUGAAAAAAGAUUCAAAUAUAGUUUAUAAAUCAAGUUUGAUCAGUUGUGAUAAAGAUAAAAGCGGUGAAGAAGAAGACAUUUUAAUAGUAGAGAAAGUAGCAAUUACACCAGAAAAACUUUUGACUCCUGAUGGAAAAAAAAUCAUUGCAAAUGAAUUGGAUGGGAUUUUAACAACAGCUAAAGAUAUAGUAAUUAAAGAAAAAUGUAUAGAAAAAUUAUCUGAUUCUGGAGCCACUACAGCCCCCACCAUGCCAGAAGAUGAAAAAACAACUGAAUCAAAAAAAGAAAAUGAAAUUAAUGAAUCAGACAAAAAAAUCGAAGAGGAUAGAAAAGCUAAAGAUGCAUUAAAAACACCAGAUGAGGUGGCCGAUUUACCAUUCCAUGAAGAAGCAGAUGAACAUAAAAAAAAAGUUACUGAAAAAGAAUUUGAUACAGAAAUUGAAACACAAGAAAUUGUACAAGUGGAAAACGCCGAAUAUGUACUGGUAUCAUUAGAUUCAUCUCCAGAAGCAUUAAAACGACAAGUGUUAGAUACAGUUAAUUUGUUGGAUGCAGAACUUGAUGAAGAUUCUGAUAAAGAAGAUGAAAAUGUAGAAACAAAGCAAAGUAAAAAACAUACUGAUAUUGAUGAAAAAACUAAAUUAAUAGAACAUUUAUUAGAGUCAUCCAAAGAUUUAUGUGAAAUCACUGACAAACUUGAUGAAUUAAAAAAACAAAACAAACACGAGGCCACCAAUCACCAAAUUCAUGAUCAUUUACAAACUUAUUAUCACGAAAAUAACGAAAAAACUACAUUAACUACAAAAGUUUCAAUUGGAUCUGAGUCUAUCACAAAUGAACAAAAAUGUAUUCCAGAAAAAUCUAGUGAUAAACAAGAUUCAAAGGCGUCUAGUAAAGCAAGUUCAGUUUGCGAUGAUCCUGUUAAAUCUCCAGUUCAUGAAACUAUAAAGUCCAUUACUAAGGUUACUAGUAGAUCAGGAUCCAUUACAGAAGAACAAGAGAGUAUUCCAGACAAAAUCAAUGAGAAACAACAUUCUAAAGUAUCUAGUAAUGAGGAUUCAGUUAGUGAUGAACCAGUCAAAUCUCCGAUUCAUGAAACUACUACGUCAUCUACGAAAACUCCAAGUAGAUCUGAAUCUAUUACAAAUGAAAAAGAAAGUAUUCCAGACAAACUCAAUGAGAAACAAGAUUCGAAGGCAUCUAGUAAAGCGGGUUCAGUUUGUGAUGAGCCUGUUAAAUCUCCAGUUCAUGAAACUACUACAUCAUCUACUAAAGCUCCAAGUAGAUCAGAAUCUAUUACUAUCGAACAAGAAAUUAUUCCAGAAAAAUCCAGUGAUAAACAAGAUUCAAAGGCACCCAGUAAAGCGGGUUCAAUUUGCGAUGAGCCUGUUAAAUCUCCAGUUCAUGAAACUACUACGUCAUCUACGAAAGCUCCAAGUAGAUCUGAAUCUAUUACAAAUGAAAAAGAAAGUAUUCCAGACAAACUCAAUGAAAAACAAGAUUCGAAGGCAUCUAGUAAAGCGGGUUCAGUUUGUGAUGAACCAGUUGAAUCUCCAGUUCAUGAAACCAUAAAUUCCAUUACUAAGGUUACUAGUAGAUCAGGAUCCAUUACAGAAGAACAAGAGAGUAUUCCAGACAAAAUCAAUGAGAAACAACAUUCUAAAGUAUCUAGUAAUGCGGGUUCAGUUAGUGAUGAACCAAUCAAAUCUCCGAUUCAUGAAACUACUACGUCAUCUACGAAAACUCCAAGUAGAUCUGAAUCUAUUACAAAUGAAAAAGAAAGUAUUCCAGACAAACUCAAUGAGAAACAAGAUUCGAAGGCAUCUAGUAAAGCGGGUUCAGUUUGUGAUGAACCAGUUGAAUCUCCAGUUCAUGAAACCAUAAAUUCCAUUACUAAGGUUACUAGUAGAUCAGGAUCCAUUACAGAAGAACAAGAGAGUAUUCCAGACAAACUCAAUGAGAAGCAAGAUUCUAAAGCAUCUAGUAAAGCAGGUUCAGUUUGUGAUGAACCAGUCAAAUCUCCGAUUCAUGAAACUACUACGUCAUCUACGAAAACUCCAAGUAGAUCUGAAUCUAUUACUAUCGAACAAGAAAUUAUUCCAGACAAACUCAAUGAGAAACAAGAUUCUAAAGCAUCUAGUAAAGCGGGUUCAGUUUGUGAUGAACCAGUCAAAUCUCCGAUUCAUGAAACUACUACGUCAUCUACGAAAACUCCAAGUAGAUCUGAAUCUAUUACAAAUGAAAAAGAAAGUAUUCCAGACAAACUCAAUGAGAAGCAAGAUUCUAAAGCAUCUAGUAAAGCAGGUUCAGUUUGUGAUGAGCCUGUUAAAUCUCCAGUUCAUGAAUCUACUACAUCAUCUACUAAAGCUCCAAGUAGAUCAGAAUCUAUUACUAUCGAACAAGAAAUUAUUCCAGAAAAAUCCAGAGAUAAACAAGAUUCAAAGGCACCCAGUAAAGCAGGUUCAGUUUGCGAUGAGCCUGUUAAAUCUCCAGUUCAUGAAUCUACCACAUCAUCUACUAAAGCUCCAAGUAGAUCAGAAUCUAUUACUAUCGAACAAGAAAGUAUUCCAGACAAACUCAGUAAGAAACAAGAUUCGAAUUCAUCUAGUAAAGCAGGUUCAGUUUGUGACGAGCCUGUCAAAUCUCCGAUUCAUGAAACUACUACGUCAUCUACGAAAACUCCAAGUAGAUCUGAAUCUAUUACAAAUGAAAAAGAAAGUAUUCCAGACAAACUCAAUGAGAAGCAAGAUUCUAAAGCAUCUAGUAAAGCAGGUUCAGUUUGUGAUGAGCCUGUUAAAUCUCCAGUUCAUGAAACUACUACAUCAUCUACUAAAGCUCCAAGUAGAUCAGAAUCUAUUACAAAUGAAAAAGAAAGUAUUCCAGACAAACUCAAUGAGAAGCAAGAUUCUAAAGCAUCUAGUAAAGCAGGUUCAGUUUGUGAUGAGCCUGUUAAAUCUCCAGUUCAUGAAUCUACUACAUCAUCUACUAAAGCUCCAAGUAGAUCAGAAUCUAUUACUAUCGAACAAGAAAUUAUUCCAGAAAAAUCCAGAGAUAAACAAGAUUCAAAGGCACCCAGUAAAGCAGGUUCAGUUUGCGAUGAGCCUGUUAAAUCUCCAGUUCAUGAAUCUACUACAUCAUCCACUAAAGCUCCAAGUAGAUCAGAAUCUAUUACUAUCGAACAAGAAAUUAUUCCAGAAAAAUCCAGAGAUAAACAAGAUUCAAAGGCACCCAGUAAAGCAGGUUCAGUUUGCGAUGAGCCUGUUAAAUCUCCAGUUCAUGAAACUACUACAACAUCUACUAAAGCUCCAAGUAGAUCGGAAUCUAUUACUAUCGAACAAGAAAUUAUUCCAGAAAAAUCCAGUGAUAAACAAGAUUUAAAGGCAUCCAGUAAAGCAGGUUCAGUUUGUGAUGAACCAAUUGAAUCUCCAGUUCAUGAAAUCAUAACAUCCAUUACUAAGGUUACUAGUAGAUCUGGAUCCAUUACUAUCGAACAAGAAAUUAUUCCAGACAAACUCAAUGAGAAACAAGAUUCUAAAGCAUCUAGUAAAGCGGGUUCAGUUUGUGAUGAACCAGUCAAAUCUCCUAUCCAUGAAACUACUACGUCAUCUACGAAAACUCCAAGUAGAUCUGAAUCUAUUACAAAUGAAAAAGAAAGUAUUCCAGACAAACUCAAUGAGAAGCAAGAUUCUAAAGCAUCUAGUAAAGCAGGUUCAGUUUGUGAUGAGCCUGUUAAAUCUCCAGUUCAUGAAACUACUACAUCAUCUACUAAAGCUCCAAGUAGAUCAGAAUCUAUUACUAUCGAACAAGAAAUUAUUCCAGAAAAAUCCAGUGAUAAACAAGAUUCAAAGGCAUCCAGUAAAGCAGGUUCAGUGUGUGAUGAGCCUGUUAAAUCUCCAGUUCAUGAAACUACUACGUCAUCUACUAAAGCUCCAAGUAGAUCAGAAUCUAUUACUAUCGAACAAGAAAUUAUUCCAGAUAAGCUCAGUAAGAAACAAGAUUCGAAUUCAUCUAGUAAAGCAGGUUCAGUUUGCGAUGAGCCUGUUAAAUCUCCAGUUCAUGAAACUACUACGUCAUCUACGAAAGCUCCAAGUAGAUCUGAAUCUAUUACAAAUGAAAAAGAAAGUAUUCCAGACAAACUCAAUGAGAAACAAGAUUCGAAGGCAUCUAGUAAAGCGGGUUCAGUUUGUGAUGAACCAAUUGAAUCUCCAGUUCAUGAAAUCAUAACGUCCAUAUCUAAGGUUACUAGUAGAUCUGGAUCCAUUACAGAAGAACAAGAAAGUAUUCCAGAAAAAUCCAGUGAUAAACAAGAUUUAAAGACAUCCAGUAAAGCAGGUUCAGUGUGUGAUGAGUCUGUUAAAUCUCCAGUUCAUGAAACUACUACGUCAUCUUCUAAAGCUCCAAGUAGAUCAGAAUCUAUUACUAUCGAACAAGAAAAUAUUCCAGACAAACUCAAUGAGAAACUAGAUUCUAAAACAUCUAGUAAAGCGGGUUCAGUUUGUGAUGAGCUUGUAAAAUCUCCAAUUCAUGAAACUAUUACGUCCACUUCUUAUGUUACUAGUAUAUCUGGUUCUAUUACUGUAGAACGAGAGACAAUUCCAGAAAAACCUAUCGAUAAACAUGAUUCAAGAGAAUCUUAUAAAGCAGCUUCAGUUUGUGAUGACGUAGUAAAAUCUCAGGUUCAUGAAUCAAUUAAAGUUAUUAGUGGAUCUGAUUCGAUUACUGAUGAACACGAGUGUAAUGCUUCUAACGAAGUAACUGGCUCUGUUAGCGACGAACCAGUAAUAUCUUCAGUUCAUAAAAGAUUAUCAUCUAGUGGUACUACUACAAGUACAUUCAAUUUAGGUACGUCUUCAAAUAAAGUUGAUUCCUCAAAUGAAGAAAUCACAUAUGUUUCUGUAAAAGACAAUCAUGAACCUAAUACAUUUAACAAUGGUGUUUUUACUUCUAUUGAACCAAUAGAUAUACAUUUUCUAGAAAAAAAUAGUAAGAAAGAAGUUAUUGCUUGUAGUACCAAUUCAAAAGACGAAUUACUCAAAUCUGUAUCAUGUAAUAACAAUUGUUCUACUGUAGAUAAUAUUAGUUCGGACAUAUCCUUCAAAGAACAAGAAUCAGUUUCUAAAUUAUUAAUAAGUAAAAAUAUUCCGAUUUGCCUAGAUACGGAAAGUACACCAAUAUCUGACACGGACAAGUAUGAUGUUGAAACCUGUAGUAGUAAAGAUUCAUUUAGUCAGGAUAAAAAUGAAUCUGCAACAGUGUCAUCAAGUAGUAUUAGUUCAAUUUGUCAAGAAGUAAAUACUCAAUCUUCAAAACUUUCUAGUAGGAAAAGUUCUGUUAUCGAUGAAUCAAUUGAUAAACCUUUAAAAUUACAAAUUGGGGAAAAGAGUUCCAGUCUUCAAGAAACAAAUAUUUAUGAACCUAACAUUGAUGAUAAUAAUACUAAAAUAUUCAUUAAAUCUGGAUCUUUGUGUGAUGAAUUGCUAAAUAUGUCGUUUAAUAAAGCAACAGAAAAUGUUAUUUCAAAUAAAACAUAUGAGCAAGCAGUUUCUUCAACAUCUAUUGCUGAAUAUACUGAAUCUAAAAUGGAAGAUAAAGUGGAAUCUGUGUGUGAAGAACCAAUCAAGACUCAUAAUGAUGAUAUUCUUAUAAAAGAAAAUUCAAUUCCAAGUACACCUAAUUCAAUUCUCUUAAAAACUGAAGAAGAAAAAUGUCAGCCGUCAAGUACGAGUUCUCUAUUCGAUGAAACACAGAAAUUACAAAUUGAAAAUAACGAAAUCAUUUUGUCACCUUCUGACAACAAUAAAAAUAACUCUAAUGUAAUUGAAAAAAAAGUGAAAGAAUCAAAAUCUUUAGGUAGAAUAGGUUCUUUGUGUGAAGAAAUCGCUAAAUUUUUAACUGAUGAUGAUAAAAAAAUGUCCACUAAUAUUACAUCUGAAUCGCCGUGUAGUAUUCCGUUAAAAACUAAUAUUGAAGAAUUAAAAGUUAAAACUGAAUCAUUUUUACAUCUUGAUAAAAAUACUAAUGCUUUAAAUAUGGUUGAUAAAUCUUUACAACCUAACGAUGAAGUUAAAGUUAAUGAAAAACGUGAUAACAUAAAUGAGAAAAAUGAAAAAAAUACAGAUCAUAGUCUUCCUGCUGAAAAUAUCACUAUUUCUAAUAUUAAAUCCCCAGAUAUUUCAACAUUAUUGAUUGAAGAAAAUAAUAAGACUGGUAUAAUGAAUGUUGCUCAAAUAGUAGGUAAAAAUAUCAAUGACCAUCUUACCAAACAUACGGAUAUUUCUGAUAAUGAAUCCAAAAUUUUAAAAACUGUCAUUCCAAUUUCUAGUAUCACUUCUGAAGAAUGUAUUAGUAAAUCAUCAAAUGUUUUAAUUGAAGAUGUAGUGAAAGUAUCUGAUGAGAAAAAUAUCAUAAAUAAUUCAUCAUUAACACACAUUUGUGUAAACCAACCAUUAGGUGUUACUCUGAAUAGCGAAGAUUUGGGUGUUACUAAAGAGAUAGUGAUGCAAUUAAAAAGAGAUGUACACGAAGCAUUGCAUCAAUGUAGUAGUGAUGACGAGCGACCAUUUACUCCACAUAGCGAGUCUAGCAUGUCUAGAUCGGCAAUGAAUAUUGAUGAUGAUGAUGAUGAUAAUGAAUACAAUAAAAUUGAAACUGAUGAUGAUAUGGCUGGGUCUCCUAUGUCAACUGGACCAUCCCCUAUACAAAUGCAACUCGAUAAUAGACAAGUGGAAAUUAAUAUGGAUUUUAAUAAAGCUAUUCAGGAACAUAGGAUUACUAGAGGAGAAGAUUUGACAACUACCGAAACAAAUGGUAACCUUGUUACAGAAAUUAAAACAACUGAACAUGAUAAUAUUAAUCAAAACCAAGGUACUUCAUCCGAUACGGUCCAAAGUUGGGGUAAACCAUUAGGUCUACCUCCAGUGCAAAGCAUUAAUAAUAACGGUUUUGAUCCAAUUCGUGAGUGGGGAAAGCCAUUAGGUCUUCCAUCUCCAACACAACCGGUCCUUGAACUUGGAGAAACUCAAAAUAUGAGCAGUAAGACUACACCCAAGAAGAGCGUGAAAAAGAUUAUAGACAACAAACCAAUAAUUAAUGUCAUGGAUAAAGACGCACAGAAUCGAAUCCGACGAUCGGAGUCACCGAGUAAACUCAGGAGUCGAUCAUCUAGUCGUAUGUCGAGAAUUAAUCCCGUUUACUUGGAUCUUAUUUAUGUCCCACAUCAUGGAAAUUCAAAAUAUGUAUCUGCUGACUUUUUUAAGCGCGUACGCGCUAGAAAUUACGUUUUUAGCGGUACUGACCCUAGUAAAGAAGUCUUAAAUGCCUUAAUCGAAGGCAAACAGGCUUGGGAGGAUCAAGAUUUAGAAGUCACCAUAAUACCGACUUAUGAUACUGAUACACUGGGUCAAUGGGUGGCAGAAAAUGAGGAAUUGCUGACCAAGUUGAAGAUUGAUUUAAGUCCUAGCGCCAGCCGAUGCACGAUCAAAUUACAAGAUCAUAAUACCAGCUGCUCCGCGUAUAGACUAGAAUUUUAAUUAAAUAAUUAUAGAUAUAUACUAAUGCGAGUAAUGAAAUAGUCUUCGUCCAUCAUAUUAUUAGAAAUAUAUUGUUAAGUGUGAUAACUGAUAACUGUCUGUCCAUUUUACUUCUUAAUGAAAUGUAUGGCUGCUUUAUAUUAUAUUAUUAGUGUAAACAAGUACAACAAGUAUAUUCGCUUCCGUUCUGAUUUUUUAUUUUUUUGCAGAGCGUGCGAAUAAACAAUGCACAUUAAAUUACAAGACUGGACAAUCCAUCCUGGGUAGUUCUACUUUUUCAUUCUGUUUCAUAUGAAAAUUUUUUAAUAAAUUUCAAGCUACUUUUUAUUCAUUCACAUUUUUUUAGUACUAACAUCAGGCGCUUCUAUUUCACUUUAACCAACUUUAUUAUUGUUCAAUAAUUACUUUUUUUCUUAAAAUAUUAACAGUAAGAUACGCAACGCAUAAUAUAUGCUUUAUAAGUUUUCACUUGAAUAUGUGUAUUGUGUAAUGUAAAAGAUAAUGAAAAUAGCAGAUAUUUUAUCAUAAUAUAGUUUUUACAAAUUCACUUUGGGAAUUGGAACUUAAACAUGUCGAAAACGUUAUGUGAUGAACAUUUUUAAUAAUACAUUUUUACGAACUGACUGUACGACAGGGUAAUCGGAGAGACCGUUUAAAAUCGGAUAAUAAAUUGCUGAAUAACCUUUAUACCUAAUAUGUUUUAGUUAUUUAAUUUUUAAUCCCACAAACAAUUGUU
Messenger RNA from Rhopalosiphum maidis (corn leaf aphid), 10458 nucleotides. It is a transcript of the gene futsch, whose product is annotated as microtubule-associated protein futsch. Gene Ontology annotation, cellular component: neuronal cell body; dendrite; microtubule. The coding region runs from base 144 to 9722 and encodes 3192 amino acids. The transcript has 8 exons. Gene Ontology annotation, molecular function: actin binding; microtubule binding. Lineage: Eukaryota; Metazoa; Arthropoda; Insecta; Hemiptera; Aphididae. Gene Ontology annotation, biological process: dendrite development; regulation of microtubule depolymerization; axonogenesis. The record is from RefSeq and is a predicted model, not a curated record.